UUAAUGAAUUUACAUUAAAUAAAGAACAAAAAGCUGCAUUCUUGAUAAUAGCAAGUCAUCUCGAUGGUGAUAGUCGAUGUCGUACAGGUGACAAUAAUGGUCAACUCAUUAUGUGUGUACCUGGUUGUGGUGGAACGGGCAAAUCACAAUUGAUUCGUGCUCUUACAAAAUAUUUUCUUGUUACAAAAAGAAUGCAAAUGAUGCGAAAACUUGCACCGACUGGAAUUGCAGCUGCUGAAAUUGAUGGCAUGACAAUUCAUUCAUUUUUAGGUGAACAACGUAAUUCACGAAAGCCACGUACCAUCAAACCAGGUGAUUUCAAACUUGAAAACGAAUGGAGAUCAGUUGAAUACCUUUUAAUUGAUGAAAUGAGUAUGGUUGGCUUAACAUUAUUAGGCAAACUCAAUAGAAUUAUUUGUUCUGCCAAACAUGUCGAUCCUCAAGUUCCAUUUGGUGGUGUGAACGUCAUCUUCUUUGGUGAUUAUUUACAAUAUCGACCAGUCUAUGAUUCACCAUUGCAUACUGAUUUUUCAUUACCAUCAAAAAAGAAACAGGGAAAAAUACCAUCUGAAAAAGAAAUUCAACAAGGUGUGUCGCGUUCUUUAAUUCUUCAAAUGAAUUGCGUAGUCAAACUUACACAACAGAUGCGAACAGAAGAUUUGCGAUAUCUGCAAUUACUCGAUCGGCUUCGUCAUGGCCAAUGCAAUUAUGACGAUUAUGAAUUAUUGCAGACACGAGUUGUUGGACAACCAUCAAUAGAAUCUAUACAUGAUUCACCAUGGAACAAAGCACCUAUUCUCGUGUUUCGAAAUGAAAUUCGAACACAAAUAAAUAACAAGGCAGCAAUUCACAAUGCAACACAAAUGGGUCAUACACCGAUGGUAUGCGUCGCUCAAGAUACGUGUAAAGGCAAAGCAAUUGAAGAUCCAAUAUUGCUUAAAAAAUUAUUAGAAUUGUCUGACAGCAAAACAGAACAUUUACCUGGUUUAUUACCUUUUGUACCAGGUAUGCCUGUUAUUUUAACACAAAAUAUUGCUACUGAAUUGGGUCUUAUCAAUGGCAUAAAUGGAAUAUUUCGACAACUAGUAUAUCACGAAGAUUCGGUAUCAACAGGAAAUCUAUCGGAAAUGUUUCCGAAUAAUACACAGUAUGUUCGUCGACCAAUAUAUGCUUUGAUUGACAUUGUAAAAUCGAAGAUUGAAUGCAAACUUCAAGAUCUUCAACCAAAACUUAUACCAAUUCCACUAAUAGAACAAACAUUUCAGGUCGAUGUUGGUGAUCUUAUUCCAAAAGAUAAGAAACCAAAAUCAAAUCAAAAGACAGUUUUAUCAAUUAAACGAUCUGCGUUACCACUUGUACCUGCUUAUUGUAUAACAACACAUAAAAGUCAAGGUCAAACAUUGAGCAAAGUGGUUAUUGAUUUAAAACUACCAAGUGAAACUGAUGAUAUUGCAGCGGUCUACGUACCACUAUCUCGUGUAAAACAUUUGGUCGAUUUAGCUAUUCUACGGCCAUUUGAUUAUAAAGUUUUACUUAUGAAACCAUCUAAAUCUCAAGUUACCGAAAUGGAAAGACUCGAUCAGCUGUUUUUGAAAACACGAUCACGUUUUUCGGAAUGGUUUCAAUAA
Molecule: messenger RNA, 1628 nt
Organism: Rotaria sordida
Lineage: Eukaryota; Metazoa; Rotifera; Eurotatoria; Philodinida; Philodinidae
Source: the annotation of a GenBank genome assembly